UCACUAAUACUAAUAGCUGAUAGUGUUUCACGCAAACAACACAAGAACCUUAUCUUCAUUUUUCUGCUACCAAUUAUCAAAAUGUUCUUCUUCACUCGCCGCUCCGAAAACACUUCUCAACCUCCAAACUCCGACCCAAACUCCGACCCAAACAACCCCGCCGAUUCAUCCUCCGAAACCUCCUCCGACUCCGACAAUUCCCUCGACGAAGCCGAAAUCGAAGCCUACCUUGCUGCCUUCCGCUCCCAACAAUCCGACGAUGUCUCCGACUCCGAACUCGACCCAAAGACAAACUUAAAAGACGUAAUCGAAGCCCUAGAAACAAGCGAAACGGUCAGGAAGAAUCGCGAAAGAAACGACCCGAGAAGAAUCAUACCUUACGAUCCGUUCGAUUUCCCUCGUGACCCUGAGAAUUGGACGGAGGAGGAUUUGAGAGAGUUUUGGGAUAACAGUGCUAAUAGAAUUACUGGGACUGGUUGGGACCCUGUUUUCGCAGAGGAAGAUGAAUUGGAUUAUGUUUCUGAAAAACUUGCUAAAGGAAAAGAUGCUCCUGUUGCUCCUUUUUAUCUUCCUUAUAGGAAACCUGUUCCACCUGUUCCUGAUAAUAAUCCUGCUAUUAAAGGUCCUAUGGAUGUUAUUGAAGAGUUGGAUAGGAUUGAAGAGUUUCUCAAAUGGGUUAGCUAUGUUUUUGAAGAUGGUAGCACAUAUGAAGGUACUGUUUGGGAUGACAUUGCUCAAGGAAAAGGUGUUUAUGCUUCACCAGAUGAACUUGUCAGGUAUGAAGGUGAAUGGGUUCGAAAUGAUCCAGAGGGUCAUGGUGUUGUUGAAGUUGAGAUACCUGUUAUAGAACCUGUUCCUGGGUCCAAACUCGAAAAAAAAAAGCGCGGUAAAGGGAAGAUACUAACAAGGGAUUUUAUGUCGGAAGAAGACAGAGAAUGGCUUGACAAGGAUAUUGAGGAUAGUUAUCUUGUUUCAAAUGGAGACUUCGAAAUCCCCUUUUAUGAGAAUAAAGAAUGGGUUAAGCAUUUUGGAGAAAAGCCGGAGAAAGGUCGCUAUCGUUAUGCUGGUCAGUGGAAGCAUGGGAGGAUGCAUGGAUGUGGCGUAUAUGAAGUUAAUGAGCGUAUCAUAUAUGGUAGAUUUUAUUUUGGAGAAAUAUUGGAUGAUGAUGAGGGCUGUGAUGACAAAACUUCAGCGCUGCAUGCUGGUAUAGCCGAAGUUGCUGCUGCAAAGGCUCGCAUGUUUGUUAACAAGCCAGAUGGAAUGGUUAGAGAAAAGAGAGGCCCAUAUAAUGAUCCACAGCAUGCUUACUUGUAUGAAGGAGAGGAUGUGUGGAUGGCGCCUGGCUUCAUUAACCAAUUUUAUGAAGUCCCUGAUUCCUGGAAAACUUAUGCACAUGAAGUAGAUCAGGAAAGAGAAAUGUGGUUGAACUCUUUCUAUAGAUCUCCUCUUAGGAUACCAAUGCCAUCUGAGUUGGAAUACUGGUGGUCCAAAGAGGAGAAUCACCUGCCUCCUGAAUUUGUCGUCAUUAACAAGGAGCCCGAGCCUGAUCCUGAAAACCCAUCAAAGCAAAUAUAUACUGAGGAUCCUCUCAUCCUUCACACUCCAACUGGAAAUAUUAUCAAUUAUGUUGGGGAUGAGAAAUACGGAGUACGUCUUUUCUGGCAACCACGUUUGGAAAGAGGUGAGAAAAUAGAUCCGAAUAAGGCCAAGUUCCUACCCCUUGGUUAUGAUGAUCUUUUGGGGAUAGAGGAGGAAAAGAACAUAUGGGUGCGUCUUAAGCUUGCAAUUGAAAAAGUAUCCAAGUCUUGGUUUGAUAAAAUAGAUAAAUGGGCCGAAGAACAGAAGAAAACUACUGAAAUGAAAAAGGAGGCAAUUGAGAAAGAACUUGACUUGAUAGAAGCUGAAAUAUGUCUGGAAGAGGCUAUUGAGGAUAUGGAAGAGUUGUUGCGCAGAAGAGAGAAAGAGGAAAAAAAGAAGUCAGAAUUGGGCUUGCCAGAUGAAGAUGAUGUGGUUCUUGUAGCCAAACGAGAUGAAAAAGCUCGUGUUGACGAGGAAGAGGAAGAUGAUGAGGAAGAUGAGGAUGAUAUUGCACCGUCAAGUUUUGGGACCAUUGAGCAGGAACAGAGAACAGAUCAGCAGAAGGGAAAACCUGGCAAAUCACCAUUUUCUACAGCUUCACUAGCAUUUGCUUCUAGCAGCCUUAUCUCUGCGGUUCCGUCCAAGCUGCAACAAUCAUUUUCAUUCUGGAAAAAGGUUGGAUCAAAACCAGAAUUGGUUCCUGCACAGCGCAUCAAUCGUGUCAGCAAUGUGAAAACAGUUGAUUCAGUUAGUUUCCCUCCUCUGAUUGGCCAUAAGGGUAGGUUGAAAGGUGUCAGUAAAACGCAUGAAAAAGUCAAGGGUCGAAGCUAUUUAGGUGGGAAAUUUCUUGAGGUGUCCUCUAUGUCUCAAACUAGACCAUGUUAUACGGCUUCUGCAAUUUCGAAAAGCACCAACGAGCGAAGAAUGAUCAGUGACGUGUGGUUGCAUGCGGCACCAGAGAGGGAUUUAGAUAGCAUACUAUCUUUGCAUUCAAUUUCAUCAAUGCACAACUUGUAUCCAAAUAUCCAAAGAGAACUUCACUUCAAAUUUAAGUCUUGAAGGCCAUUUUUAUUGUUAACUAGGCCUUUGUGUACCAAAAAUUAGCGAGCAUCGAUUUUUCCCGGGAUUAGAGACAUCAAAUAAAUUAGAUGUGUUGUAAUAUUUUUAUCUUUCAAAAUCUGAAAAAGAUCAGAAUUGUUGAAUUGCAUAUUUUUUGAAUCAUGUUUCACCUUUUUAACACAACCUUAAAA
Cicer arietinum (chickpea) is the source of this 2828-nucleotide messenger RNA. Its product is annotated as protein TIC 100. Lineage: Eukaryota; Viridiplantae; Streptophyta; Magnoliopsida; Fabales; Fabaceae. The record is from RefSeq and is a predicted model, not a curated record.